GGACUCUCACUGCUUCCUCUUGAAGUACAAAUCCAUUUUUCCCCCUCAUCUAUGACGCGUUUUCAUGGCAGCUGUGCUUUUGUCUCUGGCUUCACCCAUAUCUAAUCUCCUGCUUCUAUCUGAUAUUUAUCCGUUGUUUUUAGCAAAUCUAAACGAACCCAUGUUCUUGUUCUUGUUUCUUUUCUCUUCCUCUGUUUCCUUCCUGUUUUUCCUCUCGUAUUUGUGCAGAAAGGUUCAGAAUCAGAAAGAGAAUGAACGGCGACAACGGGAGGAGGAGCAGGUCCGAGACGACCCGUCGGUGUUGAAGCGGUCUCUGGUCGAGAUUGUGGAGAAAACCCAACAAGCACGGGAUAAGGACCCGACCCAUUUCUCGCAUUCGCUUCUUCUCGAGAUCUUGUCGUCUGAUUCUGCGAAAUGUGGUUGUUUGUUUGGUGGGGAGAACCGCGAGGAUGGAACGGGUCCUGUCGGGCCGGGUCAGGAGGAGCUAUGUGAUUCGAGUGGAGAUCAUAGGGUGAAGAAGAAGAAGAAGAGGGCGAAGAAGAAGAGAUUGGAUUCAAAAGUUGAAGAAAAUAGUGAAGACAGGUGUUCAGAGGUCGAGAGGGAGGAUUCAAUUCCGGGUCCGGAUUCUCGGGUGAAGCCGGACCUUGUUUGUCUGUACCCCUUCACAUCCACGAGCAGUGCUACGCAGAGGAAGAUCAAACAGCAGUAUGAUCAGCUCGUGAAGUGUCACGAAAACAAGGGAUUGACAUUAGCUCAGGUAUGGGAAUUUGCUAAUUGCUUGAUUGAGGCAAGAAAUGAGCUGCAGCACAAAUCUGAGGUCAUAAAACGUAAGUUCACAAUAACAAAGGCUUUACUAUUUAAAGCAGAUAGAUCUUCAUUUGACCGCCAUCGUCAGCAGAUAUAUAAACUAGAGGCGGAACAGAAGAGAUUGGAAGAGGAUGCAUUUGUCUAUAACUGGCUGCAACAGGAACUCAAACUUUCUCCUGCAUACAAGAAGGUACAGUUCAUGAACUUGUAUUAGAAGUGGUUUUGAUGUAAAUUCCAUAGGUCUAUUGACUAUUGCCAAAUCUAGCUUUUAACAAAGCAAAGCUACCUUGAUUUAUCAAACUAGUAAUAAUGGAUAGAGCUUGGCCUUUCAACCCUUUCUAGAGUCACUGUAAUAGUUUUUGGCUGAUCUCAUUUCACAUGAUUCCUUGGUUUGUUUGACCUACAUUUAUGCAAGUGGAACACUGCUAUUAUGUAAAAAUUUAUGCAAUUCUGUCUUGACUAGGGUUCUUUCUUUGGUGAUACUUUUUUGCAUGACAUGGCAUGCUUCACUCCUAUCAAGUUAGCAAUUUUCAGUGCGUCCUCGUGACCAAAUAUUUGUAAGAAUGAAAAAGAGGAUCAAAAUUUUUGUUAUAUGUCCUUUUAUAUCUUGCAUCUGUGUGAUCAGAAACCCUUCCACUUCCCCUUUCGACUUGGAUUUUCAUGGGCCAUGAAGGUGCCAGUGGUAGCCUGUUGUUGCUUGUAAGACAUGGUGGUGGUGGUGGUCUUUGUAUCUUGGCUUGAUGCCUUGUUCGUCACUUUCAUGACAUUUACAGUCAGCUGUGUCCUAGACCAGUAGUUGAGGCACACCUAAUGUGAUUUUGUGUUCUAGAGAGAGGGAAAGUCUGAUUCCUUUGCCCUUUUGUCUUCAUAAAAUAUUUUAAGAAAUGAUUAUUACUUAU
This is a messenger RNA of Rubroshorea leprosula, 1706 nucleotides long. The record is from the annotation of a GenBank genome assembly. Lineage: Eukaryota; Viridiplantae; Streptophyta; Magnoliopsida; Malvales; Dipterocarpaceae.